CCGGCAAAGGUUUUUUGUAUAUAUACUAGUAUACGUGGCCAUAUAUGUUUACUACGAAUGUUUACCCGUGUGUAUAAAAACGUAAGCACUUAAGCAGGUAUAUGCACGUGUUCGAACUUCGAAGGUCGAACAAGAGAAUACGUGUUUCAACUUGGCAUCCCGUCGUUCGUGGCAUUCAAGUACUUGAUUUCAGAGUGUUAUCAAUUUAUUUUUAUUCUUCAUGUUUACUUAGUAGUACAAAGUGAAAGACUUUAUAGUUCAGCGAGAAGAAAAGACAAAGAGAGAGUCCACGGAGAGGACGAGAGGAGGGUGAGCUGACCGCUGCUCUGCUGCAACCUGAACAACCUUGCAAAUAGGUACUUUUAAUUGCAGCCAUGGAUUUGGUAAAGUUUUUUGGAAAAAACUUGGAACUUCAAAGGCAGCCUUUGCAGCCAUUAAGGACCCCCUCCGAAGUGAGCGAUGGGUCCUUUAUUAUGUCAGCUCCAAUGAUGCAAGACAGAACUUACUUAAGUGGAAAAGACUAUGCUCGAAAAUAUGUGGAGCAAGAAAAUCAAAUUGCUCUGGAGGCAGCUAAGGUAACAGGCCCACCGAUGAGUCAAGGAAAAAUGGAUGAGAUAUCAGUUGGAACUGUUCCAACAAACGUUACGGAAAUUGUAAAUGAAAGAGCUGUAGAUGCUAUGAGCAAUUUUAACUUUCAGCAUCGAUCUCAAGAAAAUCUACCUAUUUUUAGUUAUCGAGAUGAAAUUGUAAAGACUAUACAAACCCAUGCUGUGACAAUCAUUGAAGGUUCCACUGGAUGUGGUAAAUCUACUCAAGUGCCACAGUUUAUUUUAGACAGCUAUCACAAUCAAAAAAAGUUUUGUAACAUUGUUGUAUGUCAACCACGAAGAAUAGCCGCACUCAGUAUUGCUACAAGAGUUGCUCAGGAAAGAAAAUGGAAGUUGGGCUCACUUGUUGGUUGUCAAGUUGGAAUGUAUAAAAAUACGUCCCAAGACACAAGAUUAACUUACUGCACAACUGGAAUUCUUCUUAGGAAACUAAUCUCUACAAAAAAUAUGCUUGACUUCACACAUGUAAUCUUGGAUGAAGUUCACGAACGAGAUCAGGAGAUGGAUUUUCUCAUACUGGUCAUCAGAAAAUUAUUAAGAUCAAAUUCACGAUCAACAAAAGUUAUAUUGAUGUCAGCUACCUUUAAUGUGGACAAGUUUGCAAAUUACUUUGCUUUUCCAACUGAAACAGGAUUCAUAGAUGCUCCCGUUGUUUCUGUUUCGAAAAAGCGUAAAUUCAAAAUACACACUCACUACCUUUGCCAAUUGGACAGUCUUGGGGUGAUGCCUGAAGUUUCCUAUGAAGAGCCAAAAGUUACUGAAAAAAUGAUACAAUUUUGUGUUAGGCUGAUAAAUAUUUUUGAUGACAUUGAUAUGAAAAAUGAUUACGAUCCAGAAGAUCUUGAAGAUAAUGGAGAAAAACCAAGACCAGCAGUUUUGGUAUUCUUACCUGGAAUUUGGGAAAUUGAAGAAAUGCACAGUCUAAUGCAUCCGCACAGUGAAAAGUCAAAGUGGGAUAUUGUAGUUUUGCAUUCAAGCAUCACUAAUGAAGAGCAAAGUAAAGUAUUCACAUCUCCACCAAGGGGGUACCGUCGUAUUAUACUAUCAACAAAUAUUGCUGAGAGUAGUAUUACCAUUCAAGACGUUCGAUAUGUUAUUGACUUUUGUUUGACAAAGCAACUUAUCACGGACCCAAGUACCAAUUUCCAAUGUUUGGAGUUGACUUGGGCAAGCAAAGCUAACUGCGACCAACGAGCUGGACGUGCCGGUCGUGUUAUGGAUGGUCGUGUGUAUCGACUUGUUUCCAAAAAGUUCUAUGAAGAGCAACUUCAAGCUGAAAAUGAACCAGAAAUCGCUCGAUCCCCUCUUGACAAGUUAGUUCUUCAAACAAAGCUGCUGGACAUGGGCGAGCCGAAAGCUGUACUGGCUUUAGCCAUUGAUCCACCAGAUCUGUCAAAUCUCGAACGUACCGUAUUGUUACUUAAGGAAGUGGGAGGUCUUGUAGACAAACCAGGAGAAGUAAAUAGAGUUGACGGUCACUUGACAGAUUUGGGUAAAAUCAUGGCAAAUUUGCCAGUUGACGUUCACCUUUCUAAGCUGAUGGCCCUUGGACAUGCAUUUAAUGUUCUUAGAGAUACGAUCAUAAUGGCUGCCAGUAUGGCUCUCAAGAGUAUGUUUAGCAAUCCUUUUCAGAAGCGUAUGGAAGCCUACAAAGCCAAAGUGCACUGGGCUGAUGGAUCUUCCAGUGAUUCCAUGGCUUUUCUCAAUGCUUAUCGCGUUUGGCAGCACGAGAUCACAGCUAAUCGAAUCAAGCGUAAAACACGCAGUGAACAAGACUGGGCCAAACGUAACUUCAUUCAAAUAAGAGUAAUGCACGAAGUAGACUAUAUGGUAGGUGAAUUAACGCAACGACUUGAAAGGCUUGGCAUCAAGGAGACGACAGGUUUAAAAAAGCUUGUUAUUGACGAUCUGGAUCGAAGUUUUGUCCUGAAGAUAGUUAUAGCGGGGGCCUUUUAUCCAAAUUACUUUAUCCGAAGCCAGUCUGGCUACUUUGAGAACGAUGGCACUUACGGUGCUCGGGGACUGGGUGGCCUUGAUCCUACACGUACCGUGUAUCUUCAAGGCUGGAAAAUGGACCAUCCUGGUAAGCUUUAUGCCAAAAGAAUCCAAGAAUUAUUCAAAGACAUUGUUCCCUCGCACGAACAAGCACUUGUUGAGUUUGAUGGGUCAAGUCGAAUUUACAUCAUGUUCAGUGAUGAAAAGUUUUAUGGACAUGAGAAAAAAAUGAACGAAAUGCCUGGAAAGAUAUCUCCGUCCGUGUACAAAGCUUUGAAAAUGAGAAAACUAGGCAUGGAAAUCAGCGUACCUGUGUUGGAUGUCAAAAGUGCUAAAAAGAUGGCUGAAAAGCUGGAUCUUCCAACAACAACUUGCAGUAUGUUCUACAGCCAAGAUAACUUUAAUGCUUUAAAAAAAUGUCUACCAAAAACUUUACCAAAUUUACCGGAUUUAUCAACAAAAAUUAUGGCUAUUUGCAUUGUUAAUUUUAUUGACCCUGGUAAGUUUUGGGUGCACUUGCGGGACAACAGAGUCAUCUCGGAUCAAAUCACCAAAAUUAGGAAUCACCUGAACGACCCAGAAUUAACUCCAAAAACACUUGAACCAGUAAACAGAAAGCUUAAGGUGGGUGAACUUGUCGCAGCUCCAUGGAAAGACCAAAAAGUAUAUCGAGCAGUUGUCGAAAGUUUUUACGAGAUCAAGAAAGAGGAUGUUGCGAAUCUUCUGUACAUUGAUUUUGGCUAUCGAUGUUCAGUGCGCUGUGCUAAUCUUCAGCUUAUUAAAGAAACUUCUGAAAUAGCUACAAUAAAGGGUUUAGCUCUAGAAUGUACGCUUACCGGCAUAGAGCCUUCAAGAAGAAAGAACGCGAAGGGCAAAUGGUGUCGAGAAGCCGUUAAUCUGUUUAGGAGUUAUGCAGCAACUGAUCGAUACGUAGUGUAUGGUGAAAUAUAUUCCAUUGUCGACAGCGUAAUCUCCAUAGUAUUGAUGUGCCAAGAUCCGCACAAUCGCAGAAACUUAAUCAAUUUAAAUGAUGAACUCGAGCGAGAAGGUCUAGCUGAUCCAGUAGAGGAAAACUACUUGUCGAAAUACAACCACCAACUGAGAACGAAAGGUGCUCAGUCCAGUGCCCAUCACCGUCAAUACUUAGAAUUCCUACAGUAUGACAAGAAUUUCUUGAUAAGUUCAUAUCCGGAUCCUCCACCCGUGAACGACUGUAAUUUUAAUAUGUUGUUAAAAGGACCUAAUUCACCACUUGAAAUUAACUUGUCUAGUCUUGCGAUCGUCGCAGCAAGUAAGUCUGUUGUUGUUGAGGGCGGAUCAGUAAAUUCUGUACUGGUGGACACAAAUCCCGAGGAUCCACAUGAUCGUUUACUCGUAUCUUCGCUCGUCAGUCAAAAUCAAUCAUCGACUACCUUGACGUUACGCAACACCACUCUUAUGCCCAACAUACCAGGCUUGACCGCUUUAUUGUGCUUGAUUUUUACUCCUAAGAUGGAACUAAGGAGAAGCUCUGGUGGAACGUAUUACGUCGGAGCUCUGUGCGGAUUAGGAUACGAUCCAAAAAAUAAUGCACCGUUGUUACCUGAACACGAUAUGGAAGUAUGUUUUGAUACUGAAGUCAGCAUACAGGAUUUGCAAAAUAUAAAUAGAUUGAGACAUUGGAUUAACUUGGCCAUUAACAUCAAAAAAGAUGAGAAUGACAAUAAUGAAGAUCAAGCUAUAUUCUGUCAAAAAAAAGUUUAUAUGUUUUUAACAAAUUUGACCGAUCAUCCCACCAAGUCUCAACAAAAGCAGAAAAUUCUUAACUUUGGAGGCUGGAAUAUGUAUGAUGAUUCCUUGUUUAUACGCCCAACAAAGAGUGUCAUUAAAGACGAUAGUAUUUAUCCUUUGCAUAAUGCUUUGUCACUGGAGGAUCGUAAUGAAAUCGCUGAAGAGAUGUUUCAUCACAUCAAAGAAUUGAGGCAGUUGGCUAUGUCUGAUCCAAGGAUUUCGGAUAAAAUUGAGAUUGAGUGCAAGUUGUGCGAAGAGAUUAUGUACACACGGGAAGAUCUAAGACUGCAUUUAUUUUUAGAAAAACACAGGAAUAAUGAAUCAAAGUUAAAUUUAAAUUCAUACUAAACUACUAUUAGAAAUAAGGUAAUAUUAAUUCUUAAUAUAUUGUAAGUCUUAAUUAUAUAUAUUGUAUAAUUUUGUAAUACUUUUUCAACUUUUUUUAAGUAAACUGAAGAAUAUAUUGUAAGUAAGGUACAUACAAAAAUCUCAAGGAUUGCCUAAAGUCUAAAUAAUUGUAAGCUUAUUUUCUAUUUUAAUUCAAAUUCGUAUAUUUUUUGACAGAAAAGAGAGAAUAAAUUUGUUCAAUAACUUAA
This is a messenger RNA of Copidosoma floridanum, 4969 nucleotides long. It is a transcript of the gene spn-E, whose product is annotated as tudor domain containing 9 protein spindle E. The record is from RefSeq and is a predicted model, not a curated record. Lineage: Eukaryota; Metazoa; Arthropoda; Insecta; Hymenoptera; Encyrtidae. Gene Ontology annotation, cellular component: intracellular anatomical structure. Gene Ontology annotation, molecular function: RNA binding; helicase activity; ATP binding.